AGGUGCUUCUAAAUACCGACCCAACUUCUCAUUCUCUCUCCUGUUCUUUGAUUGCUUAUGGGGAAGGGCUGAGAAGAGAGAGAGAAGUUGGGGAAGAGAAAGAGAGAGAAGAGAGGAGAGAGAGAGAGAGAGAGAGAUUGAGGGAAGCGGCGGUCUCUUUCUUUCUUCCUUAGUUCCUAUUUCUUCUUCUGUGAUCCGCCAUGGCCGCUAACCACUCCUUGGAAGAGAUCAAAAAUGAGCAAAUCGAUCUCGAGAACAUUCCCAUCGAGGAAGUCUUCGAGCAGCUAAAAUGUACGAGGGAAGGUUUGUCAACGGAGGAAGGAGAGAAGCGACUCCAAAUCUUCGGCUUCAACAAGCUCGAAGAGAAAAAGGAGAGCAAGCUUCUCAAGUUCUUGGGUUUUAUGUGGAAUCCUUUGUCAUGGGUCAUGGAGUCUGCUGCCAUUAUGGCCAUUGCUUUGGCAAAUGGAGGGGGCAAGCCUCCAGACUGGCAAGACUUUGUGGGAAUUGUUGUGCUGCUUAUUAUCAACUCAACCAUCAGUUUCAUUGAAGAAAAUAAUGCAGGAAAUGCAGCUGCUGCUCUUAUGGCAGGUCUGGCUCCCAAAACCAAGGUGUUGAGAGAUGGCAAAUGGAGCGAGCAGGAGGCAGAAAUCUUGGUUCCAGGAGAUAUAAUCAGCAUUAAGUUGAGCGAUAUUGUCCCAGCAGACGCUCGUCUUUUGGAAGGAGAUCCUCUUAAGAUUGACCAAUCUGCUCUUACCGGUGAGUCCUUGCCUGUGACAAAGCACCCCGGAAAUGAGGUCUUUUCCGGCUCAACCUGUAAGCAAGGAGAGAUUGAGGCUGUGGUUAUCGCCACUGGUGUCCACACCUUCUUUGGAAAGGCUGCCCACCUUGUUGACAGCACCAACCAAGUGGGUCAUUUCCAAAAGGUGUUGACUGCCAUUGGAAACUUCUGCAUCUGCUCCAUUGCCGUGUGUAUGCUGAUUGAGCUCGUCGUGAUGUACCCAAUCCAGGGCAGGGAAUACAGAGAUGGCAUUGAUAAUCUGUUGGUUCUUCUCAUCGGAGGGAUUCCAAUCGCUAUGCCAACGGUGUUGUCUGUGACAAUGGCCAUUGGGUCUCACCGGCUCUCUCAACAAGGUGCCAUUACCAAGAGGAUGACUGCUAUUGAAGAAAUGGCCGGGAUGGAUGUUCUUUGCAGUGACAAGACUGGUACCCUCACCCUCAACAAGCUCACAGUGGACAAGAACUUGAUUGAGGUGUUUGUGAAAGACAGUGAUAAGGACACUGUUGUCUUGCUCGCUGCUAGGGCCUCCAGGGUUGAAAAUCAGGAUGCCAUUGAUGCUUCAAUUGUUGGGAUGUUGGGCGAUCCUAAGGAGGCAAGAGCAGGAAUCAAUGAGAUUCAUUUCCUGCCAUUUAAUCCAGUGGAUAAGCGAACUGCAAUAACCUACAUUGACUCUAAUGGCAAUUGGCAUAGAAGUAGCAAGGGUGCACCUGAGCAAAUUAUUGAUCUCUGUGAACUCAAAGGUGAUGCUUGCAAAAAGGCCCAUGAGAUCAUCGAUAACUUUGCUGAUCGUGGUCUUCGUUCUUUAGGUGUUGCAAGACAGACAGUCCCAGAGAAGACCAAGGAGAGCGCUGGUGAGCCAUGGGAAUUUGUAGGUCUCUUGCCCCUCUUCGAUCCCCCUAGGCAUGAUAGUGCAGAGACCAUCCGAAGGGCUCUUGACCUUGGUGUCAAUGUCAAGAUGAUCACCGGUGACCAGCUUGCCAUUGGAAAAGAAACCGGCCGUAGGCUUGGCAUGGGCACCAACAUGUACCCAUCAUCCUCCCUUCUUGGGCAGAGCAAGGAUGAGUCUAUCUCUUCCAUUCCUGUUGAUGCGCUCAUUGAGAAGGCUGAUGGCUUUGCCGGAGUCUUCCCUGAGCACAAGUAUGAGAUUGUGAAGAAACUUCAGGAGAGAAAGCAUAUUUGUGGGAUGACUGGAGAUGGUGUGAACGAUGCCCCAGCACUUAAGAAGGCAGACAUUGGUAUAGCUGUUGCAGAUGCAACUGAUGCAACCAGGAGCGCGUCUGACAUUGUUUUGACCGAGCCAGGGCUUAGUGUUAUUGUGAGUGCUGUGUUGACAAGUCGUGCCAUCUUCCAAAGGAUGAAGAACUAUACAAUUUAUGCUGUUUCUAUCACGAUCCGUAUUGUGAUAGGAUUCAUGCUCAUAGCUCUCAUGUGGAAAUUCGACUUCUCGCCUUUCAUGGUUUUGAUCAUCGCCAUCUUAAAUGACGGAACAAUCAUGACCAUCUCCAAGGAUCGAGUGAAGCCAUCUCCGGUGCCAGACUCGUGGAAGCUCAAGGAAAUCUUUGCCACUGGUGUUGUCCUUGGAACCUACCUUGCUCUCAUGACCGUAGUCUUUUUCUGGCUCGCCUCCGACACCGACUUCUUUUCAAAAGUUUUCGGUGUUCAAUCAAUCAGUGGCAAACAAAAUGAGCUCACCGCUGCUCUGUACCUUCAAGUGAGUAUUGUGAGUCAAGCACUCAUCUUCGUGACAAGGUCACAAAGCUGGUCUUUCGUUGAACGCCCUGGUCUAUUGCUUGUUGUUGCCUUUGUUGCAGCUCAGUUGGUGGCCACAGCCAUUGCUGUAUAUGCAAACUGGGAAUUUGCCCGGAUCCAAAGAAUCGGAUGGGGAUGGGCUGGAGUCAUCUGGAUCUUUAGCGUUGUUACCUACUUCCCUCUCGAUGUCCUCAAAUUCAUUAUCCGCUACGCAUUGAGUGGUAAAGCCUGGGAUAGCAUGAUACAGAACAAGACUGCAUUCACAACCAAGAAAGAUUAUGGUAAAGGGGAGAGGGAAGCACAAUGGGCAUUGGCUCAAAGAACACUUCACGGCCUCCCUGCAGAAGCUUCAGGCGUUUUUAAUGAGAAGAACGACAACUACCGCGAGUUGUCAGAGAUCGCCGAGCAGGCCAAGAAACGCGCUGAAAUUGCCAGGUUAAGGGAGUUGCACACACUUAAGGGACAUGUUGAGUCUGUGGUGAAGCUGAAGGGAUUGGACAUUGAAACCAUCCAACAGCACCACACUGUUUAGGAAUAAAGUGGGUGGAAUCAUGUUGAUAUGUGGGAAUAGAAAAUGUAACAAUUGUUGUGAAUAUAAAAGUUCAUAUUAGUGCUCUUCUUCUACUACUUAUACAGUUCUGCUUGGAUCUCAUUAUUAUCAUCUUCUUUUUCUUAGCUAAAUUUGUUGUUCCUUGCUACGUUGGUGUUCUUCAAUUAGCUGAUUAGGGUUAACACCACCAUGGC
Molecule: messenger RNA, 3271 nt
Organism: Rhododendron vialii
Lineage: Eukaryota; Viridiplantae; Streptophyta; Magnoliopsida; Ericales; Ericaceae
Product: ATPase 8, plasma membrane-type-like
Exons: 15
Coding region: 201-3059 (952 amino acids)
Biological process (GO): regulation of intracellular pH; proton export across plasma membrane
Cellular component (GO): plasma membrane
Molecular function (GO): ATP hydrolysis activity; P-type proton-exporting transporter activity; ATP binding
Source: RefSeq, a predicted model, not a curated record